GUAAGAUCGAAGCAGAUCGAAGAGUGUCAACUGUCUUUCUGAUUACAUUUCAAAAUAUAACUUCUUAUUGACAAUAAUGUCGUCAGAAUUACUCCUGGGAUUACGCCUGGACCCCCAAACAUUAACUACAAUUAAAUUAAACGAUGUUAAUUUCAAUACUAAAGUAGAAGACUUAAGAUCCGAGACAGCGAGAAGAGUUAACCUAACAAAGGAGUCAUUUGAAUUAAUUUAUUGUGGAUGUAUUCUCGAAGAUGAGGUCACAUUAGAAUCAUGUGGAUUGAAAAGUGGUUCAAUGGUGCAUGUGUUAAAGAAGCAGGAAACAGAGAUUCCAACAAUACCUAAAUAUAUUUCAGAAGAUAGCAUGUUACAACUUGCAUCUGCAUUUAAAUCAUUUAAAGAGAACCCUGCACUUAGAAGUGCUUUACAUCGUUUAGGUAAAAGACCAGAGGCUAUAGCCAAUAUUAUUUCAUCCUCUCCUGGAUUACACGAAGAUGCUGUAGCAAUUGCCAUUUUCAAGGAUCCUGGUUUAAUGGCACAUUUCACAGAUGUAGAUACAGUCAGAAGGUUUGCAGAGGCACAUCCAGUUCUGGUAGAAGCUGCUCAAAAUAUAGCUGCAGCUGUUCAUGAAGAAGUACACAACAACGCGACUGCUGCAUCUAACAAUUCUCUGUCCAAUACAGAACGUUCUGCUUAUUCAUAUACCUUGGAUAAUAUGAGUGACGAUGAAGAAAUGGCUGGAGAUUCUUCCCAAUCCUCGGACUCUACACAGCCAUCAAAUCUAUCUAUUAAUCCAUCAAAUGCUACGAUUACUGCUGCACAGCUUGCAGCAGCAGUUUCUAGAGCAAGAGCUAGAAGUUUUCCCCUUUCCAACUCACCUUCUUCUACAUCAGCUGGCAGCACAAAUUCUGGAGUGAUAACUACAGAAAUGUUCAGUCAAGCUAUGCAACAGGCUUCUGCAGCAACUACAGGCUUAAUCAACGAUUCUAUAUUGCCACCAAUUCUACCGCCUGUGUUGCCACAGAUUACAAAUUUACAGAGACAAUUAGCGCAGAUGCAUGAAAUAGGAUUGCCAGAUGAUACAAUAAAUAUUCAGGCACUGCAGUUUACAAAUGGUGAUGUUCAAGCAGCCAUCGAAUUAGUGUUUAGUGGUUUAAGUAACAAUUAAAUUUAUUAAAUUAACAUUUGAACAUUUCAAAACGAUUUAUAAUUGUAUAAAUAAAGGCAGUACUUUUAUGAAUGAAGGUGAACCAGCUGCAUGGAGCUGAGCAUCCUUCAAAAUUAUAAUCAUUUAAACUAAGAUAAUUUAAACCAUCCCACGGAACGAGU
Dufourea novaeangliae is the source of this 1326-nucleotide messenger RNA. RefSeq names its product ubiquitin-like protein 7. Gene Ontology annotation, cellular component: cytosol. Gene Ontology annotation, biological process: ubiquitin-dependent protein catabolic process. NCBI's taxonomy places the organism in Eukaryota, Metazoa, Arthropoda, Insecta, Hymenoptera, Halictidae. Gene Ontology annotation, molecular function: polyubiquitin modification-dependent protein binding. The record is from RefSeq and is a predicted model, not a curated record. The transcript has 4 exons. The coding region runs from base 77 to 1165 and encodes 362 amino acids.